AGCGCUUUCGUUUUCUUCGUCGUUCCUAGCCUGGGCGCUGUCCCACAGCAGAGACAAGAUAGGGCUACAGUUCGUCGCAACAGCUGAUAAGGAGAAAAGAGAGACUGCUGUACUGCCCAAGUUCUACCCCGUGUGCAUCGACCUUCCUCAACAGCUGUUUAAAUACUUGUGUUUGCUGUACCCUGUAGCCACGGAGUCCAGGGAGGAAAGAAUUGACAGUGGUAUAGGAGGUUGUCCUGCCACUGGAGACCAAUGUCUCUACUUAAUUGUGCCUGCUCAAAAGAAAACCGUUUGAGGGAAAACAGAUCAGACAAGAAACUGUUGGACAAGGUGAAAGAGAAGACAAAGGAAGAAUCUGAGAGUGUGCAAGGAGCCGUAAGUGCCUCUCCAGAAAAGAAAAUGGAUGGAGUCAUAUGUUACCCGCCAGACAGUCAGCAGUACGAACUGUUUGCUGUAAUCGGCAAAGGUCAUUCCAAUUCAUCCACCAUAUCCCUGGCAAAGCAUGUGUCCUCGGACGGUCUUGUGGCUGUGAAACGCAUUAACCUGGAGAUGUGGGAUCGAGAGCUCUCCUACCUACAGAAUGAGAUAGUGCUGACUCAGCAGUUGUCCCACCCCAACAUCCUGCCCUUCUACUGCAGCUUCAUCACACAGCAGGAGCUGUGGGCCGUCAUGCCUCUCAUGGCUUUUGGCUCCUGUCGAGAUUUGAUGCACGCCUACUUCAACUCCGGCCUCCCAGAGCAGGCCAUUCUGUUUGUGUUGAGAGACGUGUUGUCAGCGGUGGAGUACAUCCACCACAGGGGGGUUAUACACAGAGGUAUCAAGGCCAGCCAUGUAAUGAUCUCAAAGACAGGCCAGGUUCGCCUGUCCGGACUACACAAUGCCUUCGACACUAUACAGAGCGGCAAACGCAUGCGUCGUGUACAUGAUUUCCCUGACCACACAGUGGACUGUGUGCACUGCUACAGCCCAGAACUCUUGGAACAGAAUCUGGCAGGUUAUAACUGCAAGUCAGAUAUGUACAGUAUUGGAAUUUUGACGUGUGAGUUAGCCAAUGGCCAGUCUCCAUUCUCAGACAUGCCUGCCACUCAGAUGCUCCUUGAGAAGCUGAGUGGUACAAAGCCUCGACUCGCAGACUCAACAACAGUGGGCGAGUUUAUUAUCGAUGAAGAUGAAAACGCUGAUGACCAAAGUGGCACCCCUCAAGAAAGAGCAGAUGAUAUUUUUUUCAAAAGAACAUUCUCACCGCAUCUUCACGACUUUUCCUCUUUGUGUUUAGAGAGGGAGCCUCUGAGCAGGCCCUCAGCUAGUCAGCUACUUAGCCACCCUGUCUUUAAAGCCAUCCACAACAAAUCCUGCUCCAUUCUGCCCAGCCUCCUGCAGCCGGUCACACCUCUUACAGAUAUCAGCCGAGCCCCAAGAGAUGUCUCGGCAGAGGAGGAAGAUUUCAGCAGAAAGAUGAGUGAGGUGUCGAUGCAGGAUGACUGGGCGUUUUGACGGCAGCAAGUUAGGACCAGAAUAGCAAUCUGUAACUGAAAACUUCAUAUUCUCUUUUUGGUGGAGUCUGUCCAACUUUUAUAUGCUGCUUUUGAUUUCCAGGAUGUAUUACUAGGUACCACAAGUGAAAAUUGUUUUUGAAGAGUACCAUAACAGGACUAUAAUUUCCAUAUAGUGCUCAGUGAAACAAGAACUAUAAAAAAAAAAAAAAGAA
Molecule: messenger RNA, 1708 nt
Organism: Aplysia californica (California sea hare)
Lineage: Eukaryota; Metazoa; Mollusca; Gastropoda; Aplysiida; Aplysiidae
Product: STE20-related kinase adapter protein alpha
Exons: 13
Coding region: 253-1494 (413 amino acids)
Biological process (GO): protein phosphorylation
Molecular function (GO): ATP binding; protein kinase activity; protein serine/threonine kinase activator activity
Source: RefSeq, a predicted model, not a curated record